This is a messenger RNA of Caenorhabditis auriculariae, 3468 nucleotides long. NCBI's taxonomy places the organism in Eukaryota, Metazoa, Nematoda, Chromadorea, Rhabditida, Rhabditidae. The record is from the annotation of a GenBank genome assembly.
AUGGUGAGUAUAAUUAUUAGUUUAGUGUCAUUUAAAUUUUUUUCAAUCGGUUUGACCCUAAAAUUCAUGGUAAUCAUUUUUAAAUUUUUUUAGGAUUUAUGAUAAAUUAUUUUAUUUUCUUGCUUUGGUAUCUAAUUUUGUGUAAUUUUCAAUUUUCUCUCUCAGUUCGAACGGAGAGACAGUUUUUCUUAGAAAUUAAUUUCAAGAAAUAAAACAUUUUUUUGUGGUUUCGCAAUUUAUGUUUAGUUGCGAAAUAAAUGGCCUAAUAUUCGAAUCUUUGACCCAGCUCGAGAAUCUUGGUUGCAAUUUAAAGGUAGAUUUUUUCUAAACAAAAAUCUUGUCGAAUUGAUUUUAGUUUAUUAACUUUUUUAUUUCCACGCUGGCUUGUUUGAAGGAGUAGAAAAAGGGUUUCGGACAAAAAAAAAACAGUCCUUCGCUUCUUGGCUUAUUUUUUUGCCUCUAUAAAGUAAAAAAAAUUUUGGAAAAAGUUAACAAUGAAAAAAAAAAAAACAGAAAUAUUUCCGUUAAAACUAAAUAUUUUUUUCAGGUGAACUUCACUAUCGAUGAAAUCCGCGCCCUCAUGGACCGCAAGCGGAAUAUCCGCAACAUGUCCGUCAUCGCCCACGUCGAUCAUGGAAAGUCUACUCUGACGGAUUCGCUUGUUUCGAAAGCCGGUAUCAUCGCCGGAGCCAAGGCUGGAGAAACUCGUUUCACCGAUACCCGCAAGGACGAACAAGAACGUUGUAUUACCAUCAAGUCCACGUAAGUUUAAGCAAUCAUUUCGAUGUUAAUUUUUAACAAUUAUAAUUUCCAAACUUUAGCGCCAUCUCUAUGUUCUUCGAGCUUGAGCGCAAGGACAUCGACUUCAUCAAGGGCGAAACUCAAAUCGAAACAGUGGAAGCCGAUGGAAAGAAAGAAAAGUUCAACGGUUUCUUGAUCAAUUUGAUCGACUCUCCUGGCCACGUCGACUUCUCUUCUGAAGUAACUGCUGCUCUUCGUGUCACUGAUGGUGCUCUCGUUGUCGUCGACUGCGUCUCCGGUAAUAUUAUCAAUUUUUCUUUAUUGAAAGUUUCUCGUUCAGGUGUCUGCGUCCAAACCGAAACUGUGCUUCGUCAAGCUAUUGCUGAGCGCAUCAAGCCGAUCCUUUUCAUGAACAAAAUGGAUCGCGCUUUGCUCGAGUUGCAGCUCGGAUCAGAGGAGCUUUUCCAAACUUUCCAGGUGAAUGAAACCGGCGAUUUUGCGAUAACUUCUCUAUCUUUACAGCGCAUCGUCGAAAACAUCAACGUCAUUAUUGCCACUUACGGAGACGAUGACGGCCCGAUGGGAGCUAUCAUGGUCGAUCCUUCUAUCGGAAACGUUGGUUUCGGUUCUGGACUCCACGGCUGGGCCUUCACGCUCAAGCAGUUCGCCGAAAUGUACGCUGACAAGUUCGGCGUGCAGGUAAUAGAAAACAAAUGUGUUUUAAGCAUAAAAAUUACUUCAGGUUGACAAGCUCAUGAAGAACCUCUGGGGAGAUCGUUUCUUCGACCUGAAAUCUAAGAAGUGGAGCAGCACUCAAACUGAUGGAUCUAAGAGAGGAUUCAACCAGUUCGUGUUGGACCCUAUCUUCCAAGUCUUCGAUGCCAUCAUGAACAUCAAGAAGGACAAGGUUGCUGCUCUCACUGAGAAACUCGGAAUCAAGCUUGCUAUCGACGAGAAAGAUCUUGAAGGAAAGCCGCUGAUGAAGGUUUGAGUGUUUUUUGUUAGUUUUGAAAGCAUAUCGAAGUUCAGGUUUUCAUGCGUAAGUGGCUUCCUGCUGGUGACACCAUGCUUCAAAUGAUCUGCAUUCACCUGCCGUCUCCUGUGACUGCUCAGAAAUAUCGUAUGGAGAUGCUCUACGAGGGACCUCAUGAUGACGAAGCCGCUGUCGCCAUCAAGACUUGCGACGCCAACGGACCGCUGAUGAUGUACGUGUCGAAGAUGGUCCCCACCUCUGACAAGGGCCGAUUCUACGCUUUCGGACGCGUCUUCUCUGGAAAGGUUGCUACUGGAAUGAAGGCCCGCAUCCAGGGUCCUAACUACAUUCCUGGCAAGAAGGAGGAUCUGUACGAAAAGACCAUUCAACGUACUAUUCUGAUGAUGGGCCGGUACAUCGAACCUAUCGAGGAUAUCCCGUCCGGAAACAUCGCUGGACUUGUCGGAGUCGAUCAAUAUCUCGUAAAGGGAGGAACCAUCACUACCUACAAGGAUGCCCACAACAUGCGUGUCAUGAAGUUCUCCGUUUCUCCUGUCGUGCGUGUUGCCGUUGAGGCCAAGAAUCCUGCUGAUCUGCCGAAGCUGGUAAAUUUAAAAUUGCCUUACUUUAUCCAUUUUUAAAUUUUUAGGUCGAAGGCUUGAAGCGUUUGGCCAAGUCUGAUCCCAUGGUGCAAUGCAUCUUCGAAGAAUCUGGAGAACACAUUAUUGCUGGUGCUGGAGAACUCCAUUUGGAAAUCUGCCUCAAGGAUUUGGAAGAGGACCACGCCUGCAUUCCUCUCAAGAAAUCAGACCCCGUCGUCUCUUACCGUGAAACUGUCAGCGCCGAAUCUAACCAGAUCUGCCUUUCCAAGUCGCCAAACAAGCACAACCGUCUUCAUUGCACAGCCCUUCCUAUGCCUGACGGUCUUGCUGACGACAUCGAAGGAGGAACUGUCAACGCUCGAGAUGAGUUCAAGGCCCGUGCCAAGAUCCUCAACGAAAAGUAUGAAUAUGACGUCACCGAAGCUCGCAAGAUCUGGGCUUUCGGUCCUGACGGAACUGGACCCAAUCUCUUGUUCGAUGUCACCAAGGGAGUGCAGUACCUCAACGAAAUCAAGGACUCCGUUGUUGCUGGUUUCCAAUGGGCGACUCGCGAAGGUGUGCUCGCCGACGAGAACAUGCGCAGUGUCCGCUUCAACAUUCACGACGUCACUCUUCACGCUGACGCCAUCCACAGAGGAGGCGGUCAAAUCAUCCCGACGGCUCGUCGUGUCUUCUACGCCUCAGUUCUCACUGCACAGCCCCGCCUUUUGGAGCCGGUGUACUUGGUGGAAAUUCAGUGCCCAGAAGCCGCUGUUGGAGGUGGAUUUUUGAAAAUAAUGUGUCAAAAAAUAUAGUAAUUGUUUUCAGGAAUCUAUGGUGUGCUUAACCGCAGAAGAGGUCACGUUUUCGAGGAGUCGCAAGUCACGGGUACUCCGAUGUUCGUCGUUAAGGCUUACCUUCCUGUCAACGAAUCUUUCGGUAAAUGAUGUUUUACUUAUGGGGAAUAAAAAAUUUUUAGGUUUCACCGCCGAUCUCCGCUCCAAUACUGGAGGUCAAGCUUUCCCUCAAUGCGUGUUCGAUCACUGGCAGAUCCUUCCCGGAGACCCGCUGGACGCGUCGAGCAAGCCUUACCAAAUUGUUCUGGACACCAGGAAACGAAAGGGACUCAAGGAAGGAAUCCCAGCCCUCGACAACUAUCUCGACAAGAUGUAA